Molecule: messenger RNA, 2003 nt
Organism: Micropterus salmoides (largemouth bass)
Lineage: Eukaryota; Metazoa; Chordata; Actinopteri; Centrarchiformes; Centrarchidae
Product: lysophosphatidic acid receptor 6-like
Exons: 1
Coding region: 199-1041 (280 amino acids)
Biological process (GO): phospholipase C-activating G protein-coupled receptor signaling pathway; positive regulation of Rho protein signal transduction
Cellular component (GO): membrane
Molecular function (GO): lysophosphatidic acid receptor activity
Source: RefSeq, a predicted model, not a curated record
CACUCUUUUCACUAGAACACACACACACACACACACACACGCCGUAUUUAACCUCGUGUGGCUUCCUGUUCAACAUUUUCCACCACCUGCAUUGCAUGAAGCAACAAUCUUCGUUAUAACUGAUCUUAAAAGCUGUGAUUCGCAUGAAGGGAGAUUUAUCGUGGUUUCUGUUUUUAGAUUAAGCCGCCGGCACAAAACAUGGUUAAUGACACCAUGAACACGACGUACGCUGUGGUGUUUGGAUCUGUUAUGGCACUGGGUCUGCCUCUCAAUGCCGUGUCGCUGUGGAUAUUGUUACGCUGCCACAGUAUUAAAUCGCCCAGUGCAGUCUUCAUGGUCAACCUGGCAAUCUCAGACCUGCUGCUCGUCAUCUCCUUGCCUAUGAGGAUCUACUUUUACGCCACAAGCAGCUGGCCUCUAAGCAAUAUGGCGUGCAUCUGGAUUACAAUGCUCUUUCGCAACAACAUCCGCUCCAGCUCCAUCUUCAUCACCUUCAUCAGCGUGGACCGACUGCUGGCCGUGGUUUAUCCUCUGAGGUCACGGCAUCUUCGAAUCUCUUCCAACGCGUGGAAAGCUGCUGCACUCAUUUGGCUGUUUGUGUUGGUGGUGAACAUCCCAGAGAGUGUAUACUUUUCAAAAUUUUUAAACAACAACACUGAACACUCCUGUUUUGAAUUUAAAGAACGGAGGAAAUCAUAUAUGUCUUAUUUUCAGUCUGUGCUAGUGCUCACCAUGCUGGCAGUCAACAUUGUGUGCACCGCUUUGGUGUCUUGGACUCUACACCGACAUCUGAAUGACUCCGCAAAGGUUAAGAACAAGGUGAAUGUCAUGCUUAUUUUUGUCACGAACUUGAUGAUGUUUACCAUAUUUUUCUUGCCUCUGUCAUUGUUGAUUUUCUUUGAAACAUGGAAAACUUCUCCCACGCCACUGAUAUGUCUUGCUAGUGUGAACUGCUGUCUGGAUCCUCUGUUGUAUUACUUUUCUUUUGAUGGUUUCUGGAAGAGAAAAGAGGAUGUGGAUACCUCUCUUGCAAGAGAAUAGUUGGUGAUAACAAUACAUAGGGACAUGUGGCACUGAAUACUGUUUAAACAGAUAAUGCAUUAUUGUGUGUUGUGUGCGACAUAAAGGGGAAAAGUUUAUUAUUGUACAAUUUUCAUCAAGUCUUUCACAAAUGUUUUUAUAAACAUUUUGAGUACAAAAAAAAGGUUUUAAUAGAGUUCUGCUGGGUUAUCUGAAACAGAGAUAUAGAUUACCAUCACAUUCAGUGUUUGUUUUUUUCUCUGCAUGUGUUACACAUAUCUCGUGUUUUUCAUAUCUGUGAACAGCUACAGCUAUGCAAGUGAAGCUACAUUUUUUUACUUCCCCAUCUGAGCUGCAAAAAUCUGAAAAAAACAAACAAAAAAAAUGGAUCCCCACCCAUCUCUGCAACAUGCCAUGACUAUAAAUAAAUCUUUCAUGACUGGCCUGUGAGAUCUGUGUUAGCUACAUGAACUUUAAGCAACAUUUAUACCUAUGCUAUCAUUAUAAGCAAUAAUGAGAAAGGCAAAUAGCCAAGCAAAGGUAAUUUGGAGCUGCCUCAAUUCAAGUGAUGUAAUCCUAAAAGUUAACACAAAAUGCUACUACUAUUGCUCAACAUUUCUAACAUAUUGCAAAUGAUUUGCAUCCAAAACACAUUUAAAACAGGUUCAAUUUAAAAAAAAACUUAACUUUCCCUACUGCCUUAAAUUUGUUUUAACUUGAAUAAUUUCUUAAAAGUUGGCUCAUGAGCUAAGUUUACUGCAUAUGUUUGAUAAACAUAAGAUAUGAUGUUUAAAUAACAGCUGUCACAAAUGUUCAUUCAUAGUCACAUUUUUUUUCCAAUGAAAUUCUCAGUUAUGUUCAAGUUAAAGCUGUGGUUGUACAUGUUGGGAGUAAAUACUAACAAUCAUCAGUAUAGUAUUAUAGUAUUGUUUCUGUUACUAUCAGAGGAAGCAACCACAAUUAAACAUGUAUAAAAAGACAAA